AAAAGAACGAGCAUCUAAUAAGCAACCAUUUUCCACGAAACAAUGCGUUUUCUUAAACCAACCAUGUCGGAUCUCUGAUGGUGCAUCCCGAGUCUCAUUAUUUAUACCGGGUGAAUUUCUACAUUCGAGCCAGUUUCUUACGAGAAUUCUAGCGGGCGUGCGAAAUUCUGCUUUUAGUGAAUUUUUAAGGAAUGAAGAUUUACUGAGAAAAUACAAGAAAGAAUUCCAAAUAUCAUGUUUGGUGUCCACUUCGUGAUAAAAAUCAUUCUGCUGUGGAUGGUGGCAAAUUUAGUCUUGGUGGAAAGCGUGCGACAAAAAAAAGAUGUUCAUCAUAUGAUUUUCUUAAGGGAACCAAUUAAGAGUCAUAGACACAAACACCAUCAUAAUGGCAACAGCGGUAGAUCAAAGAGAAAUAAGCACAAACACCACCAAUCUAGUGAAGAAAGCUUUGAAAGUAGCGAAGAAGAUUAUUCCACAACAACAACCGAAAGACCAAAAGUCAAAAGAGAGCAGCACAAGCACAGAAACCACCAUCACAAAAGUCACAAAAAGCACCACAAAAAACACCAAAACUCCGACUUCAACACCGUCAACGAAGCCAAGUGGGUGCCGAUGAGAUCACAAGAACUUUUCGGUAAAACAUCGACACCUCCAGUAUACCCUGGAGGCUACCGCAAUGGCGCUAUCCAUUUUUCCCAGCCAGUACCCAUUGAAAUCACAACGCAGUAUCCACUUUAUCCGCCACUGGAUAGUGACUACAAAUCCAAAAUAGUGAGGCCGACUCUAGCCGAUUCGCCGUUGAUUGGAACAGUGGACACUUAUAAGCCUUUCGAUUAUUCGAUUUUGGAGAAGAAACCGAAAAUAGUGACUCCUUUGUCAAUAAUAGUAGAAGAGGACAAAGGAGCCAAUAAUAACCAGAUCCAGGCGCAGACGAACCAAAUAAGAGGCAGAGGUACGAGCAGGUUUAGGGUGAAACAAAAAAAUCAACAAUAAUUUCGAUUUUAUUUUAUGCGUUGUUUUUAUUUAUUUUGUAUUAUUGUUUUAUGUAUUAUUUAUUUCUAAUAUAACUUUCUGCAAUUUGAAAGGUUGUGUGUUUUUAAUUACCUCUGAAAAAGAAGCUCUUAGUUGUUAGGAUUUAUGAAAGUAUCUAGAUUUUUUACUAAGUUUUCGAUCAUGAAUUGCAGUAAUACUUUGCUUGACUUGGUGUUUUCAAAUUUUGGCACUGUUGAGAUUGAUAGAUCCACCGAUAUGAUUUUGGGUAAAAGUGUUCACCACACAGCUAAUAUCUAUCUACGACAUUCAGCCAUAAUGUAGAAUGCAAACGUUCUAAAUAAGGGGAGUGUUUUUUUGAUUUUGAA
Messenger RNA from Ceutorhynchus assimilis (cabbage seed weevil), 1358 nucleotides. The record is from the annotation of a GenBank genome assembly. NCBI's taxonomy places the organism in Eukaryota, Metazoa, Arthropoda, Insecta, Coleoptera, Curculionidae.